Molecule: messenger RNA, 1688 nt
Organism: Coregonus clupeaformis (lake whitefish)
Lineage: Eukaryota; Metazoa; Chordata; Actinopteri; Salmoniformes; Salmonidae
Product: glycerol-3-phosphate dehydrogenase [NAD(+)], cytoplasmic
Exons: 8
Coding region: 96-1151 (351 amino acids)
Biological process (GO): glycerol-3-phosphate catabolic process; carbohydrate metabolic process
Cellular component (GO): glycerol-3-phosphate dehydrogenase (FAD) complex; cytosol
Molecular function (GO): glycerol-3-phosphate dehydrogenase [NAD(P)+] activity; protein homodimerization activity; NAD binding
Source: RefSeq, a predicted model, not a curated record
UGCCUUUACAUACAAAGUGACCCUGUGAAUGUCCAGUUCACUGUAGCCCGGUUUGUAACAGUGUGCCAUUUUGUCAGUCGGCAAGGGUCUUUUCAAUGGCAACUCCCAAGAAAGUCUGCAUUAUUGGCUCUGGCAAUUGGGGCUCUGCUAUUGCCAAAAUAGUGGGUUCCAAUGCUGCGCAGAACUCCAAGUUUGACAACACAGUGACCAUGUGGGUGUUUGAGGAGAUGGUGGAUGGUCGCAAGCUGACAGAGAUCAUUAACACCGACCAUGAGAACGUCAAGUACCUGCCUGGACACAAGCUACCCCCCAAUGUGUUGGCUGUUCCUGAGCUGGUGGACGCUGCCAAGGAAGCAGACAUCCUAGUGUUUGUGAUACCCCACCAGUUCAUCGGCAGAGUGUGUGACACCAUGAAGGGGAAGAUAAAGAGCGAUGCACUAGGAAUGUCACUCAUCAAGGGUGUGGAUGAGGGUCCUGAUGGGCUGAAGCUCAUCUCUGAUGUGAUCCAGGAGAAGCUGGGCAUCACCAUGAGUGUGUUGAUGGGGGCCAACAUCGCCAACGAAGUCGCCGAUGAGAAGUUCUGUGAGACCACUAUCGGAUGUAAGAAUACAGAACAUGGGGCUUUGCUGAAGGAACUCAUGCAGACCAGUAACUUCCGGGUCACGGUAGUGGAGGAGUCCGAUGUGGUUGAAAUCUGUGGAGCACUGAAGAACAUUGUGGCGGUGGGGGCGGGCUUCUGUGACGGCCUGGGCUUCGGGGACAACACGAAGGCGGCGGUGAUCCGGCUGGGCCUGAUGGAGAUGAUCGCCUUCGCACGAAUCUUCUGCACUGCCGGGCCCGUCUCCUCUGCCACCUUCCUGGAGAGCUGUGGCGUUGCCGACCUCAUCACGACCUGCUACGGCGGCCGCAACCGCAAAGUGGCCGAAGCCUUUGCUAAAGGGGGGAAGUCAAUUGAAGAGCUGGAGAAAGAGAUGCUGAAUGGACAGAAGCUCCAGGGACCAGCAACAGCAGCUGAAGUCCAUGUUAUCCUAAAGAACAAAAAUCUGCUUGACAAGUUCCCACUAUUCAACGCUGUGUACCAGAUCUGCUACCAGGGCCAUCCGAUCACAGAGUUCAUCAAAUGUUUGCAGAACCACCCAGAGCAUAUGUAGGCUAACAGACUGACCAAGUGCCAGGAGAAGGAUCAACACCACUUCCACUUUGUACCGGGUAGGAAAAUACGUACACUUCGGUGUACAGCAAGCAGACUCCAUCGGACGAUGUGAAGUAAAGUUAGCUUGCAUUGGACUUGUGGUGUGUGCUGCAGCUAUCUACUCUGUACUGUCUAAGGGGUUUUUGUAUGUACCGCUAUAGUAUAAGUGCUUUUCUCCUCCUGGUUUUCAACAGGAGUGUGACCCAGCAUGUUUUUGUUGUCACCCAAUCAGACGCCACUGUCCAUCCUCAGCUGUUAUCUUGGUCUGUCCAUUGUGACCUCACUUUCUUAUUGUUUGGCUUAUUCAUGUUAAUUGUGGUAGGGCGUUGUAGCAGAUGCUAGGCUAUUUGUGUCCUUCAAAUCAAACUUUAGUUGUCACAUGCGCCGAAUACAACAGGGGUAGACCUUACCGUGAAAUGCUUACUUACAAGCCCUUAACCAACAAUGCAGUUCAAGAAAGAGUGUAUUUACCAAAUAAACUAAAGUAAAGAAAUUA